Sebastes umbrosus (honeycomb rockfish) is the source of this 1629-nucleotide messenger RNA. RefSeq names its product cingulin-like. The record is from RefSeq and is a predicted model, not a curated record. The transcript has 10 exons. The coding region runs from base 225 to 1496 and encodes 423 amino acids. Lineage: Eukaryota; Metazoa; Chordata; Actinopteri; Perciformes; Sebastidae. Gene Ontology annotation, molecular function: protein binding.
GUAUCAUGAUAAAAGUGUUCCACCAGCCAGUAGCAGCUUGUAUUUUCUCACCAGUACAGAGAUCGUACUGAAUCAUCUGAGGCCUUGAAUCAAACUAUCAAACAAAAACACUUGUUGUUUUUCCCAUUCGUUCAGCCGGCUGGAGUUUGGAGACUAUAUAAGACGGGCCAACUCUACCACUGUUUACCACUCAUUCACUGUUCGUGAAGACGUGUAACUGGACAAUGAGGGUUGUUGUUGGUUUGCUGCUGUUGCUGCUCAGUCUGUGUGGGUCAGGGGCUCAGGGGGAUGGUGGAGGCCUCGGCGAGGUGGGUGAGAUCAGAGAGUUUCAGGAGACGGCUCCAAGAGAUGCAGUUGAGGAAUCGACCGAGCAGACCACAAAGCAAACCACCCCUGACAUCUGGGCCGAGGUGAGGGCGCUGAGAGACAUGGUGGUGGAGCUCAAGGUGGAGCUGAGGAACAUGGAGGCCAUAGUGAAGGAUAGCGAGAGCCUGGUGAAUGAACUGAAAACUGAGCUGAUCGUCACCAAGGUGUACGUGGAGAUGCUGCAGAGAGACAAUUCAGUCCAAGAAACUAGACUGACGGCCAUCGAGAGCAAAACAAGUGACCUAGAAAAAGAGAAUGCAGACCUGCAGACCAGACUGAGCAGCAGUGAGAGUGAACUUCUUCUUAGCAAGUCCAGGAUUGACCAGCUGGAGAGAGAAAAUGCAGUCCAAGAAACUAGACUGACGGCCACCGAGAGCAAAACAAGUGACCUAGAAAAAGAGAAUACAGACCUGCAGACCAGACUGAGCAGCAGUGAGAGUGAACUUCUCCUUAUCAAGUCCAGGAUUUACCAGCUGGAGAGAGAAAAUGCAGACCUGCAGACCAGACUGAGCAGCAGUGAGAGUGAACUUCUUUUUAGCAAGUCCAGGAUUGACCAGCUGGAGAGAGAAAAUGCAGUCCAAGACACUAGACUGACGGCCAUCGAGAGCAAAACAAGUGACCUAGAAAAAGAGAAUGCAGACCUGCAGACCAGACUGAGCAGCAGUGAGAGUGAACUUCUUCUUAGCAAGUCCAGGAUUGACCAGCUGGAGAGAGAAAAUGCAGAGAAACCAAAGGUGGCCUUUUAUACAGCUCUGACUAAUGCAGGACAUGUUGGACCAUACAACACAGACAUCACACUGAAAUACAGCAAGGUCUUCACCAACAUUGGCAAUGCUUAUAAUCCAGCUACAGGUUUCUUCACAGCACCAGUCAAAGGCGUCUACUAUCUCCAGUUCACUCUGUUUAAAGACACCACAGGUCUUAUGGGUGUAUUUGUGUACAAGAACAACCAGAGGAUCAUGCAUAAUCUGGAGUGGAAUGACGGGAAUAAUAAGUAUUUCACUAACUCUGUUGUCUUGGAGCUGUUAGCAGGAGAUGAGAUUCACCUGGUUCUCCCAUCAGGCUAUUCUCUCUUUGAUAAUUCAGAUAACCACAGCACCUUCAGUGGCUCCCUUCUCUUCCCACUGUAAGGAUGUCGUUUUAUCGUUUACACUGCGAUUUACUGCAUCAAAUAAUGUGACUCUGAAUCUGACUGUCCUCUUGUGUUAUCACGUGAAAACAACAUUCAAAUAAAUCAAAGACUCAUUGGAGUUCUGUUUGUUA